Molecule: messenger RNA, 1488 nt
Organism: Drosophila bipectinata
Lineage: Eukaryota; Metazoa; Arthropoda; Insecta; Diptera; Drosophilidae
Product: alpha-tocopherol transfer protein-like
Cellular component (GO): membrane
Molecular function (GO): phosphatidylinositol bisphosphate binding
Source: RefSeq, a predicted model, not a curated record
AGUUCAGCAGCACAUCGGCAUUGACCCAUUUAAUGUCUGUUGUUCGAUCCAAUACUCCUGGCUUGAACAAUUUAACAAAAAAAAAAUCAAUUAUUUGCAUUAGCAUUUGCAUUAUUUAUUUUCGUUAAAACCGCGUGUUCAGUGUGUAAUUGUGUGGCAUUUUAUUGUUUAUUCAAUUUGCAACGUCAUGACAAUGUUGACCGCUGCAGCUGCCAUGCACUGCCUGCCCAAAUCGGCGGUGGCAGAGGCCCCCGCCUUUCGGGCCAAAGCCCCCUUCUCGGGAGUGCCAACGAUGUUGUCGGAUAUCGAUCAGCUGCCCCAGAUCCAGAUGGGCGAGUUCAUCCUCCAGUUCGAGCUGGGUGAGCCCACGGCCCAUGGCAAGGAGGUGGCCAUAAAGGAGCUGCGGGAAACCCCAGAGCGUCAAAAGGAAGCCACCAAGGAGCUAGCAAGGCUUUUGGAGGCGGAGACUGAUUUGCAUUAUCCAAAGGAUAACGAGGAAUGGCUGAUCCGAUUCCUGCGUCCCUGCAAGUAUUACCCGGAGAGUGCUCGUGAUUUGAUCAAAAGGUACUACUCCUUCAAGGUGAAGCACUCGGAUGUGUACAACAAUCUGAAACCAUCUGGUGAGAUGAACAUUUUCAAUCACAACAUUCUUACUGUUUUUCCCAAUCGCGAUCAAUUGGGUCGUCGCAUUUUGGUCCUGGAACUUGGAAAGCGCUGGAAGCACAAGCAGGUCACCCUGGACGAGGUGUUCAAGGGAGCUGUGAUCUUCCUGGAGGCUGCCAUGCUUGAGCCGGAGACUCAGAUCUGCGGAGCAGUCGUCAUCUUCGACAUGGAUGGCCUUAGUCUGCAGCAGACAUGGCAGUUCACACCGCCGUUUGCCAAGCGUAUCGUGGACUGGCUCCAGGACUCUGUCCCCCUCAGGAUAAAGGCUAUCCACAUUGUCAACCAGCCGAAGAUCUUCAAUGUGGUGUUCGCCCUGUUCAAGCCCUUCUUGCGGGAGAAACUGAGGAGCAGGAUCAUCUUCCAUGGCACCGAUCGCGAGUCCUUGCACAAACACAUGUCGCCCAAGUGCCUGCCGGCCGCCUAUGGCGGAAUCCUCGAAUCCAACCGGAUCGACAGUGACCAGUGGUAUCAAUUGCUUCUCAAAUGCGAUCCCGAAUUCGAUGCCAUCAACUCGUAUGGCUACAAGAAGAAGUGAUAGGGCUUGCGGCGACAUCAAGUGAUAGGGAAUCCCCAAUUUCCAUUACCAAACAUAUCUGUGCGGCACGCAUGCGCACUUUAUUGUUAAGCACCCGAUCUGUUAUACGCUUGUCCUGUUAGAGAAUAGCGCCUAGAGUUUGCCGUAGUCAUAGAUCCUUCGAAGCUUCGAUCGAACCCAGCAAAAGUGUUACACAUACUUAUUACUUAUUAAAGUUAAUCCGGGGUAAGCGUAUUUAUAUCAUACUCUACUUUUAUACAAAUUGUUGAAAUAUAUAAACACGAAAUUUA